Messenger RNA from Hymenoscyphus albidus, 1549 nucleotides. Lineage: Eukaryota; Fungi; Ascomycota; Leotiomycetes; Helotiales; Helotiaceae. The record is from the annotation of a GenBank genome assembly.
AUGGAAGUCGCCAUUUGGAAUUCCACAAACAACACAAAAAACAUGGUAAGAGUUGACUCUUCAGGUUGAGGCACACACUGGUCUCUCUUGGGGACCUGGGCUCACAGACGAGGGCAACUGGCUGACACUAUACCAAACAGGAAAAUAUGUCAGAUUUGGCCCCAAUCGAGUCUCGCUAAACUCGGGGGCAGCUUCUCGAGAUUUGCACAGUGCACAUUCCAAUACCUUCAAAUCCAACGCAUAUAGCUCCUUCAAGCGCUUUUUUGGCGCUGAGAUGUCUCUCACGACCGUCGACCACAAAGCGCAUGCUUUUCGACGAAGGGUCAACGCGUCUGCGCUCACGCCAGCGGCGAUAAAAUCUCUCGAGAAGCGAGUCACACCACAUGUAGAUCUCCUCGUUGCUCAGAUUGACGAAGCGAUCGACAAGACAGGGACGGAAUCUGGAUGGGGACCCAGCAAAGAUAUGGGCCACGCGGUUGCCUAUGUCAUCGCCGAUAUCAUGGGGGAUGUGACUUUCAGCCAGCACUUCAACGUACAGCGAGACGCAAAGAACCGCCAUUUCAUCCAUGAUCUACCCAAGGGCGUCGCUGGAAUCCAUCUCGUUGGUCAUAUGCAAUCGCUCUUCUUGUUCAACAUGCACCGAGUGCUCUUCCGCGAACUCAUCGAGGGCGUUGGUCAGCUGAUGGCACUGAGUCGCUCCUUUGCCAACCGCCGACUCGAGGACGGCAAGAAAGGGGUAUCGAGCAAUGAUAUUUGGGAAGCACUGCUGACUGCGCGCGAUCCUAAAAGCGGGCGAGGAUUCACGCCCGAGGAGCUCACGUCCGAGGCCAGUCUCUUCAUCAUCGGGGGCACCGACGGCAUGAUCACGGCCACGACUUCGACCCUCUUCUACCUCGUACAUAACCCGGAUGCUCUCCAUCGCCUCACCCGGGAGCUUCGUGAAGCUUUUCCAGCAACACCGUCACCCACGGGUAAAUUGUCUUGUCCCAUCCAGUUUGCCAGCCCGGAGCUUCAACGUGUUGACUGGCUAUUUGCCUGCAUCGAUGAAUCCAUGCGCAUCAGUCCGCCUGUCCCCAGCAUCCUCCCUCGCCGUGCUGGCCCUGGUGGAAUAGUGGUUGAUGGCGACUUCUUCCCCGAAGGCACCGAUUUGGGCAUCCCCCACUACAGCCUCCAUCGCAACCCCGACGUCUUUCCUGAACCCCUUGCCUAUAAGCCGCAGCGAUGGAUGUCCAAAGACGAGGCGAAGGAGGGUGGCGUGGCGCUUAAACCUGGUGUCGGUUCGGGCCCAUCAUUCACACCUUUUGGGGCUGGUCGCAGUAGUUGUAUUGGGAAGGAUAUGGCGUAUAAAGAGGUAGCAUACAUUCUUGCGCGGUUGAUCUGGCAGUUUGAUAUCAAACUGGAUCAGAAUGAUCUCACGGGAGAAGGUUUAGGGACGGGCCCUGAAGGUCGGGAGAGGAAGGAUGAGUUUCAAUUGUUUGAUCGCUUCGUAAGCGAGCAGAGAGGUCCCACGCUACAAUUUAGACGCAGGAGUUCCCUAGUAGAAGCUUAA